GCUUGAUGCAGAUGGUUUACUUCUGGCUUCGUGGCUCAUUGAAUUGAUUAGCUGAGGUUUAUUUGUCGAUACCGUUAACCUGCACGGGGGGGAAUCAUGUCGUAUUUAAUAGCCACGCUUGUGGCACUGGUGCUGUUUGGUCCCGGGGUUUCGGGGAAAACUGUAACGGGACUUUUCGGGAGCGAGGCGGCGAGACAGGAGAAGGGCCAGUUCAUCACUAAAUUCAUGUACCAAGGUGGCAGCGGCUUGUGCGUGUGCCGCCUGGACAACUCUGCCCUGGCUGCCGAGAAGGAGUCCAGGCUGCUCCUGUACCAGGACAUGAUGGACUCGGACCUGGACGACCUCAGCUGCCACGAGAGGCUCUCUAAAGCCCACUUCACCGUCCGUCUUAAUCAAGAGGAGCACAACCAGACGAUCCCUCGCCAGGCGUUCCCCACGGCCUGGCAGGUCCUGUAUGCCGACAGGCAUACGUGUGAGGAAGGCGCAGUGAUUCCCUCUCACUCCGAUCUCAGAUUCACAGUCCUGCUGUUUAACGCGGACUCGGCCGGGAACCCUCUGGACCACUUCAGCGCAGAGGAGGCAGGUCUCCACGGCUUCUACUUCCUCCUGCUGCUGGCCUACUUCAUAGCCUGCUGCAUCUACAUCCAGCCCCUGUACCAGGCUCUGAAGAAAGGGGGACCCAUGCACACGGUCCUCAAGGUGCUGACGACGGCGCUGGCGCUACAGGGCUGCUCCGCCCUCUGCAACUACAUCCACCUGGCCAGGUACUCCAGAGACGGUACUGGUAUUCCACUGAUGGGCAGCCUAGCAGAGUUCUGGGACAUGGUGUCCCAGGUGUCCAUGCUGUACAUGUUACUGAGUCUUUGUAUGGGCUGGACUCUGAGUCGAGGGAGGAAACCGCAGUCCAGGCCUCUGCAGUGGGAGCAGUCUCCGGCGUCCACGGCUGUCGCCGUUGGUGGCGUCGUGACGCAGGCGGUUCUGCUGCUGUGGGAGCAGUAUUCCGACUCGGAGAGCGAGCACCACAGCUACCACGUCCAGCAGAGCGUGGCGGGUCUCCUCCUCAUAGCCCUGAGAGUGGGCCUGGCCCUCCUGCUGGCCUCCAUCCUCUACCAGAUCAUCUCCACGGAGAGGAGCACCCUGAAGAGAGACUUCUACCUCUGCUUUGCCAAGGGAUGCUUCCUGUGGUUCCUCUGUCAUCCCGUCCUCGUCCUCAUGUCUGUAGUCUUCAACGAGCACCAGAAGGAGAAGGUGGUGACCAUCGGCGUGAUCCUCUGCCAGUCCAUCUCCAUGGUGGUCCUCUACCAGCUCUUCCUGUCUCGCUCCCUUUACUGGGAGGUGUCCUCGCUCUCCUCCGUGUCCCUGCCGCUCACCAUGUCCAGAACGAACCACAGGGGCCGCUACUGAGCACGUUCCGCCGUUUGCCCGAGCACCGCGAGCGAGGGAGGACAACGCUGCUACGCCGAGGCUUCUCCUCUCCCAACCUCCCUCCGCGUCAGGUGAGAGAGGCCGAGAGGAACGGUUCUCCUUUGCUGCGAACUGUUUCCUUGAAGAACAGUGAUGGCCACUAAUGAGGAAGCAUAGCAAGAGAAUUAAAGCAACACCCUACCUCUAUUUAUUAUAUUUGACUGGGACCAAGAUUGCUGAGCAGGGGUAAAGUAACUGACAGCCAAAGUACAAUCUGAAGAUAAGGAAGACACGGAAGAAAGAAGACGGCAUCCAGAGAGGUAGGAAUGAAAAGGGAAGCAAAGAUUUACUCGUCUCAGAGAGUAGAAAUGGUUCAAGGAGCCCAGUUCGGACGAACAAAUUACCAAACAGACAGUUUGAGAGAUAAGAAAGGAAGUUUCUUUAAGGAUAUAGAGCAUAUCUCUACGCUAUCUUCAUGGUAAUUGUUGGCUGGAAGAUGAUAGAUGUUGGAGUAUGUGUUAAGCUUGAGAUGUUAGUGGUUAAACAGAUGGACAGACAGUCGGACGGACUCAAGAUGGGUGUAUAAAGAAUGGAGCAAUUCGAGUUAGAUGGAUUUCAGCAUGGGCUCGGUGGAAAAAAUGAGCCAAACCUCCACCACAUACAAGCUGUACCACGAAUCAGAGCAUGUGAAACCCGAACCUUCGAAAUCCUGCAAGCUGUGCGUAGCUGGAGACACAUCGCAUGACUUAUUCUUCAAUGUAAAGGCACAUCCAGAGGAACCAAAGUCCCAAAAAGCCGUUCAAUGGCUUUAAAUGAAUCACUGUAAAUACAUCCCUACUUAUUUUGUCAAAUUAUGACUGUAAGUGAGACUCAUUAAGACACAACAAUGAAGUCGCCACUUAACAAACUGACAGGUUAUAUAUUUAUUCAUCAACUAUUUAUCAAUUAGGGAUUAUUUGAACAGCAGAUCUUGUUUUACUGAUGUUUACUGUUUGAUUUCAGUGAAUCACAAUAGCUAUUAUUCACUUGCUUAGUAGCAUUUGUUGUCUGCUAAAUACUGAAAAAUGAAAUGUUUACAGAAUAAUGCACGUUCAGUUAUAUGUCAGCCCAUACAGAUCCAGGUCUUUCGUAAGGUUAGCUAAAGAAACGCUUGCCGUUUUUUUUCAGGAGCUUACAAAAAAACCUCUGCCAUAUUAUAUAAUAUUUGAGGCCACAGCAAUGCAUAACUUUUGUUUACAGCUACCGAAACUCCAUUAUACAGAGUUUAAGUGAAUAUAACUCGAGUUAAAUGUCAUGAGUUGUGCGCAAAACCACUCUUCAAACAUUGGUCAAUAGCACCACCAGUGGCCAGGAUUGCAACUGCAUGCUUUGUUUUUUCUUUCUUUUUUUAGUCUUUGAAAGACAUCUAUUUAUUGGACACAACAAAGUCAUAAAGUGUACAUUUAAAAGGACACACAGACUUAUGGGACAUCCUUCUUGCUGAGCCGUUGGCCUUGAAUAAAUUAAUAUAAUAAAAUGAACUACAACAUACUUGAAUAAUGAGCCUUUGUGGGUGGUUCAGCAAGUUCAGCCUGAUAUGUUCUUUUAGAUCAUGUUGUACAUUGGGUUGCACUAAAAAAGUGCAUGCGUUUAUGUGCACAAUGUACUGUAUGGUGUGCAAUUGAAUGCAUACUUUGUCUAACAAUGGUAAUCUCAUAACGUCAAAGCCUCUUGACUGUACGCCGUGUUCGAAAGCUGAUCCUUAAUUUGUUGCAUUUAUUUACAGUCGAAGUUUAUGUUUUUUGCAGUGUUCACUUUUCUUUGGUUUUCAUAUAUUAAAUAUGCAUAUUUUUAUGACCUGUGGAAAUGUUAGACCUGUGAUCAUGCCAACUGUAAUAAGGUGAUAAGGUAAUAAAAUCAGUUUAAAAUUA
This is a messenger RNA of Mugil cephalus (flathead mullet), 3314 nucleotides long. RefSeq names its product G protein-coupled receptor 180 (gene gpr180). The record is from RefSeq and is a predicted model, not a curated record. The coding region runs from base 97 to 1404 and encodes 435 amino acids. The transcript has 10 exons. Lineage: Eukaryota; Metazoa; Chordata; Actinopteri; Mugiliformes; Mugilidae. Gene Ontology annotation, biological process: response to pheromone; G protein-coupled receptor signaling pathway.